Gadus morhua (Atlantic cod) is the source of this 3009-nucleotide messenger RNA. Its product is annotated as AT-rich interactive domain-containing protein 3A. NCBI's taxonomy places the organism in Eukaryota, Metazoa, Chordata, Actinopteri, Gadiformes, Gadidae. Gene Ontology annotation, biological process: regulation of transcription by RNA polymerase II. Gene Ontology annotation, molecular function: DNA binding. Gene Ontology annotation, cellular component: nucleus. The coding region runs from base 241 to 1968 and encodes 575 amino acids. The transcript has 9 exons. The record is from RefSeq and is a predicted model, not a curated record.
GACAAUCACACAGACAAUCAAAGAUGUGAGUGUUUCCACGGGCGGUGACGAGCGAGAGAGGUAGACUCAGCGCUUACUAUCCUUUGGCUCAAUUUCACCGGUUUCCCCCCCCCACCCUAUACGUGGCCGUGCGCUUCACAACACAUAGAAUCGGUGGGAUAUGUAUUGUUCUUGAUAUCAACCGUGGCUUGUUAUUUGACUUGAGGAAAGAAGCGACAACUAAGAGAAGGCCCUCCGGUCAUGAUGGAUUACUCCAAAGCGCAAAUGGAUGGUAGUUCUGCAGGAGCAGCGAUCCACCAGGGGAACCCAGCCGGGGUGAAGCUGGAGGCAGUGAUGGAACAUCUCCAGAGGCAGCUGGAGGCCAAGUUGGACCACCCAGACAAGCAACUCCAGCAAGCCCAGCUCCUCUUCUCCAAACACUCCGCCGAGGCCCGGGCUUUCGGUUCCAUCCCAGACUCCUCCUACUUCGGCCGAGGGGCCGCAGACGUCAAAGCACACCGGGUCAGUGGCGGGCACCAAAUGUACGGCGUGGACCCGGGGCUGCGGAAGGGGGACCUGGGCGAGAGCUACUAUGACGACGGCGGGGACGAGGAGCGCAAACUGGACGAGAGCGAGGGCACCGACGAGAUGGACGAAGAGGACGACGACGAUGACGAAGAGGACGACGAGGAGGAGGGCGUGCCGGGGAUGCAGAUGAAGAAGCCGCGUCUCCACCAGGACUCCGCCGCCUACUACUCGGCCCUGUCCCUCGCCGCCUACUCGGCGUCGUCGCUGGCCGCCGCCGCCAAGAGGCCGGCCUCCCCGCCGCCGCUGGCCGUGAAGGAGGAGCCAGAGGAGAAGGAGCUGGCGAGCUCGGCCGAGCGACAGGGCUUCGCGUCACCAGAUGGCUUCGCCGACUGGAGCUUUGAUGAAUCAUCCAAACACAGAGCCAGCGCUGCUGACCGCAGCGAGGAGAACGAAGGAGGGAAGGCGAGGGGAGAGCCGUCCAGGGACUUUGCAAAGCUUUACGAGAUAGACGGCGAUCCGAACCGGAAGGAGUUUCUGGACGAUCUGUUCAUCUUUAUGCAGAAACGCGGCACUCCCGUGAACCGCAUCCCCAUCAUGGCCAAGCAGGUGCUGGACCUGUACCGCCUGUACAAGCUGGUGACGGAGAAGGGGGGCCUGGUGGAGGUGAUCAACAAGAAGAUCUGGAGGGAGAUCACCAGGGGACUCAACCUUCCCACCUCCAUCACCAGCGCUGCCUUCACACUCCGCACGCAGUACAUGAAGUAUCUGUACGCCUUCGAGUGCGAGAGGAAGAGGCUCAGCUCUCCAGGCGAGCUCCAGGCAGCCAUCGACGGCAACCGCCGCGAGGGCAAGCGCUCGAGCUACACCAACAGCCAGUACCACUACUCGCCGUCGCCCACCGCCGCGCCCCGCUCCGCCCCCCUCAGCGUCCACGCCGCCAUGGGCCACAACGGCAUAGGCUCCUCCCCCAACGCCUCCUUCAAGAUGAACUCAGUGGAGUCCUCCACGCCGACCCGACCCAACGGGCGGCCCAUGGUGCUGGCUCUGGGGCAGCAGCAGCUGGCCCAGGCCGCCGCCCUGGAGCACCUCCGGGAGAAGGCGGGCGAGGGCCCCGACAAGACCAUGGCCCGCAUGGCAGAGGAACACCAGCGCCUCAUGCAGCAGGCCUUCCAGCAGAACCUGCUGGCCAUGGCCUCCCACUUCAGCUCCAUGAACCACCUCAAGCCCAGCGUCACCCCGGAGAGCAAACCAGACCUGUCUUUGAGUAUCGGCACCAAUGGGGCGUCCGGCAUCAAUGUGUCUGUGGAGGUGAAUGGCAUCGUGUACUCUGGAAUGCUCUAUGCCCAGAAGGCGGGGGGCGCGCCUGUGGUCUCGCAGAACGUCACCCCCGCAGGGACCAGCGGCUUCAGCGCGCUCUCCUCACACAGCCCCUCCUCUUCCUCCUCUUCUUCCUCCAAGUGAAGCGGGGCCUCUCGGACUUCUGUCCAAUGAACACACCUGUAACUGAUCUUGACACACACACACACACACACACACACACACACACACACACACACACGUUCCUUUCUAAUCACCCGCUGUAUGGCAAUCUUAGUGAAAUCCACACGCAGUUUUGUUUCUGUUCAUGUGGUCCUAUUAUUAAAAGGGUUUCCAGGUUAUUUAAAAAAUGUAAAUUCAUUCAGACAACACGUUACCUCUUCUGUCUAUUAUUAUAUACUAUUUUCAAAGCUAGUAUCCUCCUUGGAAAUGUUUGCUUUUAAUACAGUAUUAAAUGCUGCAUACUGGGGACACCCAUGACAAUUACUAACUCCCACUCUCUGCAUAUCUGUAUAUGUAUUAAAUGUCUGUCAGUGGCUGCCUGAAUACCCGUGACCACCUUUGGAUAUAACCACAAGAAAACAGAACAUGAGUGAAAGUGCAGCUAAACCAUAACCAAAAAAAAGCCCCAGCUUCAUGUUGUGCCUCUCUUUGUGUGACCUUAUUCUUAACUCGGCAGUGGAUUCAGGCAGGGGUCCCACUACCGAGAAAGCCUACAGGAUUUGAUAUGAAGGGUAAUCUUUCAUCAGGGAAAUGCGUUUACCAUUAAUACCAGUUUUGGGUGGGCCCAUAAUCAAUAAUCCGUUUUGUGUCUAGAAGUUACGGUUUAAUAUGCAUGCUUUUUGGAAUCAAUUGUAUGACGAUGGCAGUGAUGGAGAAUUUAAAUCAACAGACUUUGGUGGAAAGUCGCUUUCUCAGGAAUUAAUUGGUAAGCCAGGUUCUUUCAUCAGUGUCGUUAUGAGUCUCUACUGGUGUGUUCGUUUUUUACUGUACUCAAGAGAAUAUAUGUUUAUUGACCUCACAUUUUGACCUUCAGAAUAUUUUAGGUUUUGUCAAGUGAGCGCUGAAACACACUACCUCAUUCCUUCAGAGUAAUACAUAAGUGCAGUGAGUUGGUGUUAUGUAUAUUUGGACAAUCAAAAGGACAUGAAUCUCUCAAUGCAAUAAAAUGUCUUAACUGUGAAA